AUGCAACUACCCAACAGAACCAAAAUAUCAUAUGCUCUUUGGGAUACAAAUGCUCACAUCAUCCGCUCAAUCUUCACCGAAGUCGCAGCAACAUGCCCCAAGGCAUUCUGCUGCGUCGUCACCAACCCCGUCAACUCCACUGUCCCCGUCGCCGCCGAGACUCUCAAAAGAGCAGGUGUCUUCGACCCGACUCGCCUCUUUGGCGUCACUACUCUAGACGUCGUACGGGCAUCUACUUUCGCCGCACAUGCCACAAACACCGACCCCAAAGCCUACAAAGUCCCUGUCAUCGGCGGCCACAGCGGAGCUACCAUAUUGCCGCUUUACAGUCAGGCCCAACCGCCAGUCACUCUUGAUGAGGAAACUUUGGCGGCUGUUAUUAACCGGGUGCAAUUCGGCGGUGACGAGAUCGUGAAGAGUAAGCAGGGAGCGGGAAGUGCUACUACAUGCAUGGCGUAUGCGGGAUUCCGCUUCGUCAAGGCUAUUUUGGCAGCCAUGGGUGGAGAAACAGUUACCGAGGAAGCCUAUGUCUAUCUUCCUGGUGUUCCUGGUGGUGAGGAGAUUGCGGCUAAGCUUGGGGUGAAUUAUUUUGCUGUUAAGAUUGAGAUUGGAAAGACAGGGGCUUCGAAGGCGCUGUCCUUUGGUGAGGUUUCUGAGAAUGAGAGGAAGCUUCUGGGAGUUGCUAUCGAGGGGUUGAAGAAGGAUAUUGCUACGGGGUUGGCUUUGGAGUAG
This is a messenger RNA of Aspergillus costaricaensis CBS 115574, 732 nucleotides long. RefSeq lists its product as uncharacterized. The record is from RefSeq and is a predicted model, not a curated record. Gene Ontology annotation, molecular function: L-malate dehydrogenase (NAD+) activity. The transcript is spliced from 3 exons. Bases 1 to 732 code for a protein of 243 amino acids. Lineage: Eukaryota; Fungi; Ascomycota; Eurotiomycetes; Eurotiales; Aspergillaceae. Gene Ontology annotation, cellular component: cytoplasm.